AGAUGCAUUUGUUUUUUAAAGCCCCUACCCAAACUAUAUCUCAGUUGGAUAUCGUUCUAUUAGGGUAGUGUUAUUAUAUUUCUCUUCGAAAUAUUAUUAAAUAAAACUUGAAAGUGGAAAAUAUAAUUAAAAAACAAAAUGAAGAAGAAAAUAUUUAUUACUCUGUUGUUUUUUAUCAUUUUCAAUGAAGGUCUCUAUGCAUCAUCCAGUUCUGAAGAUGCAAUGGCUGAUGAUAAAGAUGAUUUUGAAAGUGGCCAAGAUUCCUCGGAGGCAGACGAUGAUAGUAAAAUAUAUAAAAAUCCCAGAAAUUCACCAUCUGUUGAUUGUCCCAGAGAUGAGGAGCAGGCAACAUUAUUUGGGCAAAAAUGUUUGAGAAAAUGUUCUUCGGAUGAAGAUUGCAAGAGUAAAAAGAAGAAGUGCCUUUGUGACGGAGUUUGCGGAAUGUCUUGCAUCAAGCCAGAUAGAGAGUGUCCGGAACUUUCACAGCCUUUAAUUGGUACCGUCUUGGUAGCUGGACGACAUUUUGGUGCUGCAGCAACCUACUCAUGUCCAAAAGGAUAUCAUGUCGUUGGUUUAGAAAGUCGGUUAUGCCAGGCAGAUGGAAAUUGGGCAGGUGUUGAACCAGCAUGCAAACAAAAUAUUUACUGCCUUGUUCCCCCAACAAUUGAACAUGCUAGGCAUUCCGCUUUACCUGUACAAGGAACAUUUGAUUUGGAUUCAACGGUUCAAUACCAUUGCUUCAAUGGAUUCGUCACAAAUGGUUUUCCAAGAGCUAAAUGCUUAGCUAUCGAUGGUCAGGCAAGUUGGUAUGGCCCAGAUAUUCAAUGUGAAGCAAGAUCCUGUGGACAACCUGAAGAUCCAGCAAAUGGGUGGCAUGUUGGAGAGUGCUAUACGUUUGGCUGUCGUGUUGUUUACAAUUGUGGCAAUGGAUAUGAACUUGUUGGUAAACAUGAGCGAUAUUGUCAAGCAAACGGUUCAUGGACCCCAAAAGAACUUCCAACCUGUGUUUUUGUGGCCUCUGUAGUGUGUCCAACUCCAGAAAAUCCGAAAAAUGGAAAGGCAACAUACACCACAUUAUCAUAUAAUUCAAUAGUUAGCUAUGAAUGUCGUUAUGGGUAUACCUUACUUGGUGAUGGCUCUAGUAGAUGUGGCGCUGACAGGAAAUGGAGUGGCGUAUUACCAACAUGCAAAGAAAUAAAUUGUGGUCACCCGGGAACACUUUACAAUGGAUGGAUUGAAAAUACAGACUCUGGGACUGGAUUGGGUGCAAGUGUGAUAUUCAGAUGCCUGCCUGAUAUGCUACUUCAAGGCUUUUCUUCAAGUGUUUGUCAGAUUGAUGGCAGGUGGCAUCAUCCGCUUCCAGAAUGUUUAGCACCAUGUGUUAUCCCAGUAAUUUCGCAAGGAAAAGUAAGGCCUUUAGACCCGAUUCCUGAUGAAAAUGCUACGACGACCACUUACAUGCCUACUACAACGACAACAACAACACACUUUCCAAUUUCCUCGCCCAAUACUGAAAAAGUAAAUCAUGGCACAAUAUUAGAAGUGAAAUGUUCAGAGCACUACGAGUUUCCCAUUAUAUCUCAUAGCCAUCCGACAUGUAAGAAUGGAACGUGGAGCACCAUUCCACGAUGCAUACCUGCCAGGUGUAAGGAAAUGCCAAAAUCACCGAAACACGGUAUGGUUUUGGCUCCAAAAACAGAACAUGGAAUGAAGGCAACCUUCAAAUGUAGAGAUGGAUUUAUUUUGGUAGACCCAUCUGGAAAAGAGAUUGCGAAUACGUACGACCAUGUGGUAACGUGUUCCUUUGGAAACUGGACAGGUGAAACGCCGCAAUGUCAGGAAGUGUAUUGCUCUUUUCCAGGAUAUAUACCAAAUGGAAAGGUUCUUCUUGUUGGAAACAUGGGAUUAUAUGACUAUCGUCCUUAUGUCAGAAAAAUAGUCAACAACAAACAAAUAAUGUAUGAUUGUGACAAGGGCUAUGUUUUAGAAGUGGGUCCUCCAGGAGCUACGUGUGUUGGCGGAAAAUGGAGCCCUUCAGAGCUGCCCAAAUGCUUGCUUGGACAGCAUCCGAGACUACGAUGGAAUCGGCGAAGAAGAUCAAUAUACAUGAGGCAUUUGCGAUCUGUGUUUUUAUUAAAAACGAAAAGAUUUAAUCAACUGAGAGCAAGUAAAACUUAAUUAAUUAAAUUAAUAGAAAAGUGAUAUCUGUUAAACGUCCAUAUGCUAUUCUUAUUACAUUUAAUUAAAUUUAAAAGGCCAUUUUAAUAAGAAAACACGAAAACCAAAUUAUAAUAAUUUCAUAAACACAAGAUCGAAUAUUUUAAGAUUUAAAUUAAAUAAAAACUGAUGUAAGCUCCGCAAGAAGUCAACACCAUAUUCGUAAAUAAUUUGGAAAGCGAAAUAGGUAUAAAAUUUAAAUUUUGAGGCCAAUUAUAAAAAAAAUAACUGCCAAAGUAAUUAAGAAUUAGUCUUUAAGUGUCUUAAGUUAAGUUAAGUAUAUAAAUCAUUUUAAGUUUAGAAUAAUAUUAAGUAACCUACUUCGCCGAAGUUCUUAAAUAGAAACAAUAUAAAAGUGAAUAUAAAUAAUUUGUUGCUGUUCGUUGACUUUCACCAUGACGGUUUAUGCAAUGAAUUAUUUUUAUUGCAUACGAUUUGAAAAUGCAAAUAGCGGAAAUUUAACGAAAGCAUUUCGAGAAUAGAUUCAAUUUAAUUUAUUUGUUACAACUAUGAUAAAUGUGUUAUAUAAAUGUUGAAAAUAAUAAAAAUAAAAAUGAUAGUUUAGUAAAUGUUAAA
Messenger RNA from Eupeodes corollae, 2793 nucleotides. Its product is annotated as protein lev-9-like. Bases 139 to 2178 code for a protein of 679 amino acids. The transcript has 8 exons. The record is from RefSeq and is a predicted model, not a curated record. Gene Ontology annotation, molecular function: peptidase inhibitor activity. NCBI's taxonomy places the organism in Eukaryota, Metazoa, Arthropoda, Insecta, Diptera, Syrphidae. Gene Ontology annotation, cellular component: extracellular region.